Didymella exigua CBS 183.55 is the source of this 929-nucleotide messenger RNA. RefSeq lists its product as uncharacterized. Lineage: Eukaryota; Fungi; Ascomycota; Dothideomycetes; Pleosporales; Didymellaceae. The record is from RefSeq and is a predicted model, not a curated record. Bases 82 to 546 code for a protein of 154 amino acids. The transcript is spliced from 2 exons.
CAAGAGUACAGCUCUGUUGCGUUCUGUCACACAUGUCAGGAUGUCACCUCCGAGUUAGUCAGCAAGCCAUGGCCGAACCCGAUGAACUUCUCGGCCGACGAGAUAACGUCAUUCGCAGAGUAUCCCAACAUGGCUUACAAAGGUCUGACUCUACAGCUCGACGGCGGUACGGGCUCUACAGAAGAGGCCCGACAUAUGCUUGCGGCAUGUGGAGAGCCGACCAUUGACAUGAUUCGCGUGCUUGAUUGGCAGAAGCCCAGCUACACGGCUUACUCAUGCGAAGUAAGGCCUUGCGUGAAGACAUACUCUGACCCGAUUCACAAUUCCCAACUCAAAGAAGAAGUAAUAGACGAGCACAUGUUUUCGAGGAAUCCUUCGAACGGCUACUACAGAGCAGCUGACCUCCAUUGCAUAAGCGAAACACAACGACAAGAUAUCUUGAACAUGGGUUAUAACAUAAUUGCUGAUCAGCGAUGGACUACGUGGCAUGUAGCGGUCGAUCGAAACGAGACAACGCAGCAAAUUGAAUUCGAAGGCACGUGCUAAUACGUACUAAAGAAAAAUCAGGAUCAAUACUGCGACAAGACCCGAAAAAACAAACCAGGGAAAUGCUAUCUGCUCAAAAAUUAGUAUGCUCGGCUAUUUCCAGCUUCGUGCCUUUACACCGUGAACCCCCAAAUGAGCGAAGCUCUUAACGCCAACAUAUUCGCGCAAUCGUUCAAGGGCGAACUUACAGAGUACUAUUCACACGCAUCCCCGGCGCAAUUCGGACCUGAGGCACUAAUAGCAGUAUGGAAUGCUGGAUCGGGCAACGGCACGCUGAACGACCUCACUGGCUUGAUCAAGAACAUUUCUGACGCUGUGACAACCGACCUAUGACUCAACGGUGAAGACUACCAAAGUGACACGGCACAUGGCAAGGUGCAUUA